AUGCCCAACCACGACCUCAUUCUGCUCGCUCCCCAUGCCGUACGUCCGCCGCCCCAGUUUGAGUUUGCCUCUGCCAAGCCCCAGAUUCUUCUCCCUCAGUACCAGCUCUAUGCGGUUCAGCGCUGGGUCGAGCAGCGCCGCCCCUUUCCCUGUCUUCUCGUCUACACCGCCAACGACGACCACCGCGUUCUCCUCGAUGCCCUCGCUCCCGCCACCCCCGCCGUCUGGGACUCUACCCUCGCUCUCCUUCGUGCAGACGGCGCACGCCCAAAGCAGACUCCCCACGGCACCCUCAUAGUCACCUCCCUCGCCCACUUUCGCUCAGACUACAACAUCGUCCUCGUCCCCGACGGCAACUAUGCCACCGUCCAGCACCAGCUCCAUGCCAACAUCAGUCUUCUCCGCAUGGGCUGCAGUCCACGCGCUGCCCUCUCUCUCGAGGACCCCAGCGAUGCCACCCGCGAGCGCUUUGUCUCUGCAUACAGUCUCCCUGAUCCAGAUCCCCACAACCCCCAAGCCCCCGCUCCUGGUCCCCGUCCCCGUCCACGACCAGCACUCCGCCAUACCGUUCUCGAGCUCGUAAAGCUCAUCCAGGCAAGUCUUGCCCUCUUCGGCCUCUACCCCUCCGCCUCCGCCUCUUCCGUUCCCCAGUCUCUUGUUCUCGACGGCCUUUUAUGCGACCAGACUGUGCAGGGCAUUCGCAUAUGGACAGCCCGCGUCGGUGCUCCCUGCGUUGGCCUAGAGCCCACAGAGCGCAUCGCUGAUCCCCUCUUUGUCUCUGCCAUUCUCACCCUCGUCCUCUCUGUUCGCAACAAGCUCGCCUAUCUCGGCUACUCUUUUAUCCUCCCCAGGGACCCUUUUCUCUACCCGUACGCCUUUUCUCUCGCCAUCAGCCACUAUAUCCAGUCUACUGCCCCCCACCCGCCCCAGAACAACCGCACCUUUUCUACCCCGCAUCUUUCUAUCCAUGUCUCUACCCCACUCAUCCCCCCAGCCCCGCCUCCUACCAACUUUCUCUCUGCCUCCGCUGCCUCUGCUGCUGCUGCCGCCACAAUUCAGUCGCUUCCCGUUGGCGCAGUUCUUACCCGCGAGCUCGUCGAGUCCAUAUCCGCUGCAUACGACGCCAAGCUCAAGGCAGAGAACAGAAAGGUUCGUCGUGUCAUCAAGAACCGUCUCGCUGCAGCAGCCGACAGCGAUGGCGCAGCAGACUCGAGCGAUAUCCUUCUGCGCGACCAGCGCAGGCACACCCUCAGUCUAACUCUUAGUGGAGGUGAAGCCGCCUCCGACCGCUCCCCCGCCCAAGCAGGUCUUGCCGAAGGCAGCUCCAGUGUCCCUUCCAUUGGCUCUAGUGGCGGUCAGUUGCUCAGCGGCAUAGGGAGCAGUCUCGCCAGGCUCACAACGACCGGCACCACCCAUGGCGAUCCGGGCGCCGUCAUGUCCCCCACCCUCGACCUCCCCGGAUUCGUCACCCUCGCCGUUGGCACCGGUGCCUCUUCCUUCUCGCGCAGGGAGAAGCGUGCGAGGAGGAAGAGCAAGGAGCGCGCCCGCCGCGGAGAGAGCAUGGACAUUGGCACCGGCAGUGCUGCUCUCUAUGAGCGCGAGCGCGAUCAUGUCAUAGCGGGCACCAUCCGUGCCCUAUGGAGCGGUCGUGUGAUGGAGCUCGUGCGCAUGCGCGAGGAUGCAGAGGGCACCUCCGCCGCGCACAGGCUCGGCAUGGGCCAUGGCGAUAGUAGGACUGUCUUGGCGGAACGCGACAAAUGGACGAGGCGCGGUCCCGCGAGCGACGGGGAAGAGUCGUGGAAAGAAAAGCGCGGCUACGACGGUCGUUCGACCGAGGAGGAGAGCGAUGUAUUCAACUCCAACUCGACCUCCAUGCCCGGCAGUGUGCAUUCGUUUGGCGGUAUGUGGGGUGGCCGUGUGCGAGGCAAGUUGGGCACAUGGGCUGGAUUGGCAAAGAAGAAAACCCAAAGUGUUGAUUUGAGCCAAACUCCUCCGGCCCUAUCUACGCCGUUAAAAGGAAAAGAGAAGGAGAGGGAGCAGCUGUCAGUCUCACCGAAUAAUCUGGUCCCUGUUAACGCUGGCCCACCCCAUCCGCCACCCCGCCUCGUCAUUAGUGGUAGCGGCAGCAUGAGCAGUCGUCCUUCUGCCAGUCGUAGAUCCACGACGACCGGAUCCGGCGCACAGUCACCUACACUGCCCCCUAUGGUAUUUUCAGGCGAAGGAGACGACGACGAUCUUCUCAGCAGCGGGCAGGUCUCUCCUCUGAGCGACUACAGACCAAACCCAUUCAAUAUGCUAAGUAGCGCCUCCAAUUCGCACACUCUCGCCUCUGCCGAAGGCUCAACCACAAAUCUCGCCGGCAUCAGCUCGCAGGAAUACGAGCGCACCCUCGCCAAGCUCCUAGCCCAGAAACGGCCCUGGACGGACAGGCGCGUGCCUCAGACCGCGCGCGUCGCGAGCUGGGCGGAUCCCUUGUCUGCGUCCACCAAAGACGAGGAAGACGAAGAAGAAGAUGAAGCAGAUGAAGGAGAGGAGGUAGCAAGCAUGCGCAGUUUUGAAAAGCGAUAUCCGCGCUCGCGCUCGCCUGGUAAGGCCCCGCACCGCCGUGAGCGGGACAGCGAGGCGGAGGAGAGCGAUGUCAGUCGCUUGGGACCUUCUUUGAAGCGCAAGGGCAAGGAAAAAGAAAAGGCCAGGUUUCAUAGCUUGCUCAGCGUGAUGGAUGGUGAGGGGAUGCUUGUGGAAGAGCCAAUGGAACAGUCAGAGUACGAGGACGAAGAGGAUGCGUAUUCGAUGGAUGAGGUGGAUAUAGAGGGUAUUUGGAAAAAACGGAGGAGGGCUGGAUUUGAACCUCGUCGGCGACGCAGUUUUCAUGACUUGAAAACAUUUGAAGGAAUAGAAGUGUUGACUCCUGAAUGGAUGAAAAUCGAUGUGGACAUUUGUGGCCACCUCCUCAUCAUAAGGCGUCGAGAGGAACAUCUUCGGAACGUCAUCACUUGUGCAAGGCUUGUCACACAAUCUCUGUCCAAAAUCAACCUAGCUCAGCGUCAGCACUACGAAACCCACCUCCCCACGCUCUCCAAGAUCGCCGCUGACUCCACCAUCCUCAACGAUCUCGAAACCGAGCGCCUGCGCUCCCUCAAGAUUGUGCAGUCGACCAACACCCUCGAGUACGAGUCCGCCCAAUUCCUCGUCGACGACCUUUGGCAGACUGCAGGCCAAUCCCGCCGCAAAGUAUUCGAGCUCCGCGAAAAGGUUUUCGGCACCGGCGGGCGCCGCCUCCCCGCGGGUGUACACGGCGCGCAUGGGCCCUUUAACCGUCUGCAGUGGACGCUUGACGGCCGCUCGCGCGUUGUCGACUACCGCGGCCGUACAGAGAGCGAGGCCGAAGAGGAGAGCCGGCUAGAUGAGCUCCCUUCCGUCCUACCCAUGGAUGCGCCUGCAACGCCGCUGGAAAAGAAGCGCGAGCUGCCGCCAGACGAGGACGAGGGCGACGUGGUAGAGCAUCCCGGUAUAAAGCCGAUGUGGCUUUUGAGGUUCUUUACGAGCUGGGGUGCCAGAUGGAGCGUUGCCACGGCUGCUACCUCUGCAGCAGCGACCCCGUCUCCGAGUGGUGCGCUUUCUCCUACCCCCAUACAAAAGGAGAAUAGUGGCGAGUCUGCACCGCGCAACAACGAAGAGGCCCGCCAUCAGUCAAAACCGAAUCAUGACUCUACUGACCCCGGUGGGGAAAAACCUGAGAUGAAAAAUACCCUUCCAGAAUCUCCGAGCGCCUGA
This is a messenger RNA of Psilocybe cubensis, 3774 nucleotides long. RefSeq lists its product as uncharacterized. Gene Ontology annotation, cellular component: Sin3-type complex. The record is from RefSeq and is a predicted model, not a curated record. NCBI's taxonomy places the organism in Eukaryota, Fungi, Basidiomycota, Agaricomycetes, Agaricales, Agrocybaceae. Bases 1 to 3774 code for a protein of 1257 amino acids. The transcript has 8 exons.